UUCAGCCACACUAAAUCUCUUCAAUUAUCUCCCUCAUAAUCUACCAUGUUUAUUAUUUUCCUCAAUUAAUGUCUCAAAUGAAAUACCGCAUACGUCUAUUGUACAUCUUUUUGGUUCUUUUUAUAGGGUCUCUUUCGGGUUCCCUCUAUGAAGAUUGUGCCCCGCAACACUGUGGUAACGAUAUAAACAUAAGCUAUCCAUUUUUCGUUGGAGGUUUACAAAGAUCGUAUUGUGGGUACCCGGGUUUCGAGCUCCAAUGCAACUUCAAUGGCCUCCCAUCAGUUCUUAACAUAUCUGGAACUAACUACUCAGUUAACGAUAUUGACUUCCAACAAAAAUCUAUGCGGUUGGUUCAUGCCCCAACCAGCACGUGCCCCUUGGAUAUCAGAAACAUAACACUUGGUUCUGAUAGCCAGCUGGUAGGGGUGUUUCCUGCCGGUUUAACUUCGGAGCUUAUUUUUCUUACGGAAUGUUCAAAGGAAGUGCCAAAUAAUAUGACAGAGUAUAGGAUUGGGUCUUGUGAUCCAGAUGUUAUGUUGGUAAUGCUUGGUGAUGAUGAACAUUUGGAAAUGGCAAAGGAAUUUUGUAAUAGCGUUGUUGUGGCGCCGGUGGAAGUGCCCGGUGAUCAGGUGGUGGUUGGUGGAAAUUAUACAGAGGUAAUGAAGAGGGGAUUUACGAUGAGCUGGUCUGCACCAGGUUGUAACCAGUGUGAGCAGAGUGGAGGAAGGUGUGGAUGGAUUGAUUCCCAGUUCCGGUGUCUCUGCCCGAGUUCGAUCGACGUUAAGGAUACGUGCCCAGUUGGAGAUACAAGCAAAAAACAAGGAAGCACAAACAAAAAACAAGUAAUUCUUGUCACAGCUCUUUGUGUAGGAUUUGUGAUAAUAUUGGUUGUUAUAAUCUUAUGUUUCUUAUGGAAACUUAAACAAAGAAGAAAGACAAAGAAUUCUAGUAAUGUGGAAAAUUUUCUAAAAAAUCAUGAAUUCCUUGCCAAAAGGUACUCGUAUUUGCAAGUAAAGAAAAUGACAAGCUCCUUCCAAGUCAAACUUGGACAAGGUGGCUUUGGUUUUGUGUAUAGAGGAGUGCUAAGUAAUGGAAACUUAGUUGCAGUGAAGAUUUUAAAUAAAUUGAAAGGUAACAAUGAAGAUUUUAUAAAUGAAGUAGCAAGUGUUGGUAAAACUUCCCAUGUAAAUAUUGUAAGCCUUGUGGGAUUUUGCUUCGAGGGCAAUAAAAAGGCAUUGAUUUAUGAGUUCAUGCCUAAUGGAUCACUUGAGAAGUUCAUAUAUGACCAAGCUUCUUCGAGUAAUAACCAACUUGGGUGGGAAAAGUUGCAUGAGAUAGCUAUUGGGAUUGCACGAGGCUUAGAAUACUUGCAUAUUGGUUGUAAUACGCGGAUCUUGCAUUUUGACAUAAAGCCCCAUAACAUUCUUUUGGAUCAAGAUUUUUCUCCCAAGAUAUCUGACUUUGGCCUUGCCAAGCUAUUCCCCGAGCAAAGAAGCAUGAUAUCCAUGUCACGUAUGAGAGGAACACCAGGAUAUAUCGCUCCUGAAGUAUAUUCUAGAAAUUUCGGGCAGGUAUCCCAUAAAUCAGAUGUUUAUAGUUAUGGGAUGAUGAUUUUGGAAAUGGUUGGAGGGAGGAAAAAUAUUGAGGUUCGAGAUAAUCAUACAAGUGAAAUAUACUUUCCUCAUUGGAUAUAUAAAAAGGUCGAAUUAGAUGAAGAACUUGGGCUACGUAGCAAUAUGAGCGAUAAAGAAAACGAGAUGGCAAGAAAAAUGAUUAUCGUGGGCUUGUGGUGCAUACAAACAAAUCCCUUGAACCGACCAACAAUCACAAAAGCGUUAGAAAUGUUAGAAGGGGACCUGGAAUCAUUGGAAAUUCCUCCAAAACCUUAUUUGUCUUCUCCAUCAAAGUUAGUUGGUUCCUCACUUACAGAUUAAUUAAUUAUAUCUUUAUUUUUCAUUUACUAGCCUCCAAAACCUUAUUUGUACAUGGGGACAUUUGGUGCACAAAAUACUCAAACAUAUUGGUAAUCACUAUUUAUGGCGUUCUCAUGUAAUAAGGGACCUGUUGAGAAAUCCAUUCAUAAUGGAAAACUUGUUAUU
Lactuca sativa (garden lettuce) is the source of this 2099-nucleotide messenger RNA. Its product is annotated as LEAF RUST 10 DISEASE-RESISTANCE LOCUS RECEPTOR-LIKE PROTEIN KINASE-like 2.7. NCBI's taxonomy places the organism in Eukaryota, Viridiplantae, Streptophyta, Magnoliopsida, Asterales, Asteraceae. Gene Ontology annotation, molecular function: polysaccharide binding; protein kinase activity; ATP binding. Gene Ontology annotation, biological process: protein phosphorylation. The record is from RefSeq and is a predicted model, not a curated record.